AUGUCUACCAUCCCUGCUCCCACAAUUGUCCUCCCCAAGGAGGAGUGGCCCGACGCCGACUUCGACAUUCCCGAUGGAGAACCAAUCCACGCUUCCGACGCUGAUUCAGACAAGGAGGAGGAGGAUUGGGACAUGGAGAUGAAUAUCGGAAAGACGGGUGGGGCAAAGGCCCAGCAAGUCCUCCUCGGCAUUGCCGCAAGGUCAGGACCGUCCAAGAAUUCUUCCCAGAUGUUCUCUAUCCGCCCCCCUCCUCCUUCAUCCACCGACGAGGAUGAUGACGACGAAGGUGUGUCGACCAUCAAAGUUGCCGCCCUUCCAAAAGCACCCGUCACUGCCUCCGCCAAACCUCCAAGUCCCAUCGACGAGGAUUUCGAGGAUGGCUUCGCUCUGCCGUCGGAUCUCACAACCCUCUCUCUUCGCCCCCUCUCCCUCAACCACCGAACAUCCAAGUCCUCCCUUGAAUGGGGUGACAAGGACCAGACCUCCUCAUCACAAUCUUCCGACGCAUACUCCACCUUCGGGUUCGCCGACAACUCCCCGUCCUCCAAUUACACAUCGGCGUCGUUACCGGAGACGGAGACGGAGGAAGAUGAAGAAGAUGAGGAUAUUCUGGAGGGCCUGGAUGUCCCCACUGGUCUUUUCGAGACCGGUCAUGGUGCGAAGAAGCUUGGCAAGAUCCUCGAAAUCAAGAAACAAACCACUUUCAAUGACGACCGCGUCAAAGUCGUUAGUCCCGAUCCUGAAGACGACUUCGAGAUCGGCCUUGUGAUAGACAACGACGUUGAGCUCAGUCCUAGCCGACUGCUUCUAAAUGCUCAGUCUGUCAUGCGAUCCACGACUUCUUCGCGCAGCAAGAGUGCCCCCGCUCGUCCUCCUCCCUCCCUGCGACCUUCCUCGCGUCUUCUCAAGAUGGAUCGUGCCAAGUCCCCCAAUAACCCUCCCGUCUCCUCCAUGUCACAGCUCCGUCGAAUCACUGCCCCUCCCGCCUCUCCUCCCAGCAGGGUUAUUCCGCCUGUCCGUUCACAGACUUACAGCCAAGCUGUCGCGUCACCAUCCACAAUGAACUUCUUGGCUGCUAAACCAGGAAGCCUUCGGGUCCAGAAAUCGACCUCCGGACUGAAGCCCGCGUCUCCUCCGCAAUCCCGUCGACCCACUCGCAAGGCUUCUUUGCCAUCAAUGAAAGAGUCAAACCAACCUCAAGCGUCAGGCUCGGGGUCGGGCUCUUCGUCGCAAGGCUCACCCGGUUCUCGAUUCGACACCCCAACGGCGUCGUCGAGGGCGAAGUCGCAAACAGCUACUACGGGUCGUCUACACGGCCUGGAGUACACUGUCCCGCCGACCCGACCCUCGACACCGUCGUCCAAUCCCGCGGCGCUCAGGCUCACGAUGCCUACAACAUCGUCACGCAUGAAGUCUCGCACACCUAUCGCCAAUGUUUUCCCUGGGCCCGCCACUGCUCCGCUGGCCCGGUCUUCCUCCCCACUACCUCCCCGUCCUCCCUCACGCCCCCCUUCCGCCGCCUCCUCUGCCACGUCCAUUCGUUCGAGGCAUGGGCAGAGCGCCAGUCUCCCAAAUGCGCCGAAGCUUCUCAAGAAGCCCAAACGGCCAAGAACAUACGGCGAUGGCACAGAGCUCGACACCUUCGACGACCUGCCCACAGAUCGUGAGAAGGAGGGCAAGUUCCGGGUACAGCCCAAGGGCUAUGGGAACCGCGUUCCCGGUGCCUCCUAUCAGAAACCAUCCGACGUGUCUGCCACGGGCACCAUUCGCCGGAAAGCGAAGCGUGAUUUUUCAGGGAGCGCGCCCGUGCCUUCGAAGACACUGAAGCGCACAAGCCGUGUCGAGCUGUCCAACCGCAUCGAGUUCCCUACCAAGACCUCUCCAGACUCAAAACACUCAAAGGAUGAGAGACCACUUGCCUCUCCUGCUACCAGGAGGAAACCUACUCUUAUUCGCAAUCUCGGUGGCGCAGGCCCCGCCAAAGUUGUUGGUGAAAUGAAGUGGAAUCCUCACAAUUUGCGCUGGGAGGGCAACGAUCAAGCCCUUCGCGACUUCGAUGCGGCGGUCGGCACCUCCACCAGGCCCGCUCUCAUCACUCAUCUCACUGGCUCGUCCAUUGGAUCCCCAGUCGGCUCCUUCGCGUCAGGGGCUCGAGUGGUUGGCACAAUGGUCUUCGACCCCCAGCGAAUGUGCUGGAUCUCCACAUUGCCACCCGACGAGGAGGAGCCCGACGUUUUCGCCGACCUUGCAGACGACGAAGAUGACGAUGACUGGGAGGCUCGUGGUGCCACUAUUCGCGCCAGUCAACAGCUCCAGAUCACCUCAACCGUAUCCAAUCAGUCGACGGAAUCGAUAGCAUCGAGACCGGAGGCUCCCAGUCCUGCUCGCAGCCAUACUCGCAGCAUGUCGGAGAGCGAGAGCGAUCGUUGUUCACGAGCGUCGAUGGUCUGCGAUGUCGAUGAUUCCUUCGUGGAGAAAUGCCGCGCCGCAGAAGAGCGUCAUCACACUGAGCUCAAGAACUGGCUCAACGUCGGCAACGACGUGUUCGCGGAGCUCGACCGGUCAUAUCUCUACGAGAUUCGCGCACUGGCCACCCGUCAAUACUAG
Messenger RNA from Epithele typhae, 2607 nucleotides. RefSeq lists its product as uncharacterized. The coding region runs from base 1 to 2607 and encodes 868 amino acids. Gene Ontology annotation, cellular component: mitotic spindle pole body; SIN/MEN two-component GAP complex. The transcript has 4 exons. Gene Ontology annotation, molecular function: GTPase activator activity. Gene Ontology annotation, biological process: mitotic spindle orientation checkpoint signaling; regulation of Ras protein signal transduction. Lineage: Eukaryota; Fungi; Basidiomycota; Agaricomycetes; Polyporales; Epitheliaceae. The record is from RefSeq and is a predicted model, not a curated record.